Molecule: messenger RNA, 1371 nt
Organism: Ochotona curzoniae (black-lipped pika)
Lineage: Eukaryota; Metazoa; Chordata; Mammalia; Lagomorpha; Ochotonidae
Gene: KRT25
Product: keratin 25
Exons: 8
Coding region: 19-1371 (450 amino acids)
Biological process (GO): hair follicle morphogenesis; intermediate filament organization
Molecular function (GO): structural molecule activity
Source: RefSeq, a predicted model, not a curated record
CAACGCUUGCCUGAUACCAUGUCUCUGCGACUUUCCAGCGGAUCCAGGAGGUCCGGUACCCGCCCCAGUGCGGGAUCGCUCAGGCUCUCAAGCGGGGCAGCCAGCUAUGGGGCUAGCAACACUUGCGGCGUCCCUGGAAUUGGAAGCGGCUUCUCCUGUGCCUUUGGCAGCAGCUCCCUGGGGGGAAAUGCCGGGGCAGGCAGCUCCUGUGCCAGCUUCGCCCUGAAUGAGGGUGGCCUCCUCUCAGGCAAUGAGAAGGUGACCAUGCAGAACCUCAACGACCGCCUGGCCUCCUACCUGGACAACGUGCGAGCCCUAGAGGAGGCCAACGCUGAGCUGGAGGUGAAGAUCAAGGGCUGGUAUGAGAAGUAUGGGCCUGGUUCCUGCCGUGGUCUGGAUCAUGACUACAGCAGAUACCUCCCAAUCAUCGAUGACCUUAAAGCCCAGAUCAUCGCUGCCACCACCAGCAAUGCCAAUGCCGUGCUGCAGAUCGACAAUGCCCGGCUUACGGCUGACGACUUCAGACUCAAGUAUGAAAAUGAGCUGGCUCUGCACCAGAGCGUGGAGGCGGAUGUCAACGGGCUGCGGAGGGUCCUGGAUGAGAUCACCCUGUGCAGAACUGACCUGGAGAUUCAGUAUGAAACCCUCAGCGAGGAGAUGACCUACCUCAAGAAGAACCACAAGGAGGAAAUGCAAGUUCUGCAGUGCGCCGCUGGAGGCAACGUGAACGUGGAGAUGAACGCGGCCCCCGGCGUGGACCUCACCUUGCUGCUGAACAACAUGCGCUCCGAGUACGAAGCCCUGGCCGAGCAGAACCGCAGAGACGCCGAGGCCUGGUUCAAUGAGAAGAGCGCAUCGCUGCAGCAGCAGAUCUCUGAGGACGUGGGCGCCACGACCUCAGCACGCAACGAGCUGACGGAGAUGAAACGGACCCUGCAGACCCUGGAGAUCGAGCUGCAGUCUCUCCUGGCCACGAAACAUUCGCUGGAGUGCUCCCUGACGGAGACGGAGGGCAACUACUGCACACAGCUCGCACAGAUCCAGGCGCAGAUCGGGGCCCUGGAGGAGCAGCUGCACCAGGUCCGCACUGAGACCGAGGGCCAGAAACUCGAGUACGAGCAGCUCCUGGACGUCAAGGUCCACCUGGAGAAGGAAAUUGACACCUACUGCCUCCUCAUCGGAGGAGAUGAAGGAGCUUGUAAAUCUGGGAGUUACAAGUCUAAAGAUUAUGGCUCCGGAAAUGUGGUAAAUCAAAUCAAAGAUUCGACAAAAGCCAUUGUGGUGAAGAAAGUUCUGGAAGAGGUAGAUCAACGCAGCAAGAUUCUUACCACCCGGCUCCACUCACUGGAGGAGAAAUCUCCAAGCAAUUAA